CACCGAAUAUUUUCCCUUGUAUGUCGCGGGUGCGUAUCGCGUUUCCGUUGCAAAAAGAGUGGGGCAAAAGAGGCAUCUACCCCUCUUCUUCUCGAUGUUCUAAGUCGAUGUCGACGAGAACAGAGUCUCAGGAUCGAAACGACCAUCCAUUCGUCGAGUAGGUCACAGUCGUUCGUAUCUGUUCGUUUCGUUCGGAUAUCUUUUUACCAACGAUCGAUUUAUCUAUUAUUUUUUAUCUCGAUCGAUCAACCCUUACCAGUUCUCGAUUUUUCACGAUCUCUCGAUGAAAGGUUCUCUCGUCGAAUUUAUCGCGAGCAACGAAUGCAUUUACAUACAAGAGAGAGAAUUCAAUAUAUUCUCGAUAACGAUAAAUAGGAUAUAGAGAAGAAGAUCCUUAUAAUCGACGAAAGAGAUCUCUUUUCAACGAACGAGGAUGAGUACCAUGGUCCAUCGUCGUUUACCACGUUUCUUUUUUCUACUUUCCUUAAUCCGAUUUUCAAACGCUGGAAAACCCGUCGAUGUUCUCUCUACCAGUGGCUUCAGCGUCUUCAAGGAAGACGAGAUUCUUCGCAUUUUUUCACCCAACAAGACGGAUCCCUCAGAUAAUUUCACCAUCGUCGAUUUCAUCAGUACCUUGGAAAAUCACACUGCGGAUAGAACGGACAAGGUUGUCUGGAAGAUAAUCAAUUCCGAAACAAUUGCCACCAAUCCGUAUUACGAUACCUUCACCGAAGAAAUCGAUCUGGAAGCUAGUAAAUUGUUAAAAAUUGUACCUGCAUAUGAUCCUGGUGCAGGUACUGUCAGUACAGAAUGCAAAAGGGAUGCUGAGAAAUUUCAUCGUGAGCUCAAUAAAUUUACUUUGUGGGCUUUAAAAAUGUAUGAUGCAACGGCCAAGAUACCAUCUGGUCUUUUAAAUGGUAAUGUGAAUCAACUCGGUGAUUUCGAUGAAUGCGUCGAAACCGUAGGAAACGAUGGUAUUCAGGGACAAUAUUGUUUGGCUUAUUUGCAAUUGGAUAUUGAUGAAUCUCGACCUGAUUUGAAACAUCUUCAUCGUCUUCUCCAUUCUCAUUACAUACUCAGAAGCAACGUAACAGACCCAGGGCACAGAGUACCACGUUUUAGUACAGUGAAUUGGGCCGUCUGUACACCAGCAUCUUGUUCCUUCCGUGACGUUGAGAUCUCUCUUCGCGAUACUCUAUCCAAAUAUACAUCUCAAAGUGGAUUAAAGAUUUCAGUUCGCGUCGAUCGAGAUAUGUGUCAGAUGAAAAAUAAUCAGCCACUUCCAAGAGAAACCAUUUUCGUGAGUAUUUUCUUCGUUUUCGCGGCAGUAUUAACUCUGAUUGCUGCAUAUUACGAUCAUUGUAAAUCGUCGACGAGCGAAAUUCUUUUGUCCUUUUCGCUGAAACGCAACUUUCACAAACUUAUCUCAUUGGAAAGAGCUGAAGGGGACAUAGCAACGUUACAUGGAGUACGAGCAUUCAAUGCCUUAAUGUUAUUAUUAGCACAUAAAAGUAUGGCACUAUUCUACAAUCCUUACACCAACAGGACAGACAUGAGCGAGUAUUUAGGUGAACCAUGGACGGUCGUAGGCAGAGCUGCCAGUCUUUACACCGAUCCAUUUAUCAUGCUCUCUGGCCUUCUUACCGCGUAUUCUUUUCUUGGAAGAAUAAAAAAAACUGGCCAUUUGGAUAUUAAAAACGAAUAUCUCUCGCGAUUUUUGAGGCUGGUACCGACUUUAGGGGCAUUGAUAUUAUUUUGUACUUAUAUCAUGCCGUAUCUUGGUUCUGGACCUCAAUGGAAUUUAGUUGUGACACAACAUGCUAAUAUAUGUAAACAAACGUGGUGGAGAAAUUUCUUAUUUAUUCAUAAUUAUUUUGGAUUUGAGAAUAUGUGUUUGACGCAUACGCAUCACAUAGGUAUAGAUACUCAACUCUUUGCACUGUCUCCUCUACUGGUAUUGCUCUUGUAUAAAAAACCAAAGAUCGGCAGUAUCAUACUUCUUGCUUUAGCUGUAUUCUCGACAAUAUUGAGAUAUUAUGUUACAUAUUUUAAACGUCUUAAUAAUUAUGUUUACUUUGGUAUUUCAAUAAAACAACUUUUUGAUACGGCUAAUAUGUCGUAUAUUUUACCGAGUCACAGAUUAACCGUAUAUAUUAUUGGUAUAUUUGUUGGAUACUUACUCCGAUCUUUACCUAAAGAAUAUAAAAUGACAAAAACUACCUCUUACACAGGCUGGAUUUUGUCUACGGUAAUGUUCUUUGGUUCCGUUUUUGGUCCAGCAAAAAUGGGAUCUAUCGAUUAUACUUAUAAUCCAAUGCACGCAGCCACGUAUAAUGCUUUCGCUCCUAUCGGAUGGUGCGCACUUUUCGCUUGGAUAAUAGUGGUACAUCAAACAGGAAAUACAAAUGGAUGGUUAAGCAGAAUUUUAGCUUGGAGAGGAUUUGUAAUUACCACGAGGCUCAGUUAUGCGAUUUAUUUAACGCAAUUCCCCGUAUUUUUCUACAAUGUUGGACAGACUCGUAGUGCCGAGUAUUAUGACUUUUUAAAAUUGGUGUUCAAUAUCAUAGAAAUGGUAUGGAUCCUUAUCGCAUCCGUUAUUCUUACUCUGCUCUUCGAUACGCCCUUUCAAAACAUUAAGAAUUAUUUGCUAAAAAAGCAAAUGCUACGAGAACAAAUAUCAAAGCCAUUGAAAUUGGAAUAAUGUAGCAAAAGUAUACCAAAUAUAUUUUAUUCUCCUACCAAAAUUAUAGUUAAGUAUUGUAAAUAGUCUCGACGAACUAUACGCAUAUACACACACACGCACGCACAGACACACACAUAUAUAUUUCCUGGUUAUAGAAAUUAAGUAUAAAUCUCGUUACUUGCCAUCAUAUACAAUGUAUAUGACAGUCAAGAAAAAGUAUUUGUAUCAUACAUACAUGUUAUGAAUAUUCAAAUAUUUACAUUGUAAAUAAUAUUAUUAUAUUAUUCUUUUCCACUAUAUUUUUAUUAUCUUCU
Messenger RNA from Vespula pensylvanica (western yellowjacket), 2997 nucleotides. Its product is annotated as O-acyltransferase like protein-like. Gene Ontology annotation, molecular function: acyltransferase activity, transferring groups other than amino-acyl groups. NCBI's taxonomy places the organism in Eukaryota, Metazoa, Arthropoda, Insecta, Hymenoptera, Vespidae. The record is from RefSeq and is a predicted model, not a curated record. Bases 434 to 2701 code for a protein of 755 amino acids. The transcript is spliced from 12 exons.